UCGUCUCGACGACUUCUGCAACCAUAUUAGCAAUUUCAAUCUUUCAAUGUUUCAUGGAAGACCAAUUCAAGCAUAAAAUUCCACACUGUUUAUCCUGGAAUUAGCACUAUGUUUGCUAAAAAAAAACAGUAAUCAUAUAUAUGCAAGUAAUGUUGUAAAGUUUCUGUAUCUGCGCUACACAAUCAAAAUCCAGUCAUGUACUCUUCUCAUUCUACAGCUAAUAGAGACCAAAGGCAUAGGCUCUUGUUUCCUCUGCUCAUCUUCUACUUGCUAUUCAAUUUCUCCUAUGCAGUUGAAGCUGAAGAUGAAAAAAAUGUCACCAACAUUGGAGCAAUCAUUGAUGUUAAUUCCCGUAUCGGCAAAGAACAGAAAGCUGCUAUGGAAGUUGCAGCUGAAAACUUCAACAAACAGUCAGACACUCAUGAGCUAAUCCUUCAUUUUCGAGAUUCUGGCCGCGACCCUUUUCUUGCUGCUUAUGCUGCUAAACAUUUGAUAAAGGAACAAAAGGUACAAGUGAUAAUUGGCAUGGAGACUUGGCAGGAGGCUAUUACAGUAGCUGAUGUAGUCCAUAACCAACCUGAAAAAAUUCCGGUCAUUUCCUUUGCAGCACCAACCAUAACCCCGCCGCUAAUACAACGCCGUUGGCCUUUCUUGAUAAGAAUGGCAAGCGAUGGUGCUGCUCAGAUGGAAUGCAUUGGAGAUAUAGUUAAUGCAUACAACUGGAAAAGGGUUGUUGUAAUAUAUGAAGAUAAUGGUUAUGGUGGUGGUAUGGGGAGGCUAGCUCUUUUAUCUGAGGCUCUAAGAAAUGUUGGUUCUAAGAUUGAGCAUCGUAUAGUUCUCCCACAACUUUCUGAGUCUGAUACAAAUUGGGAUGAACUAAAGAAGCAGCUGUUGGAGAUUCCCUAUGUAAAUUCUCGGGCAUUUAUAGUUCUUCAGUCAUCUUUACCAACAGUAACUGCUCUGUUCAAAGUGGCUAGGAAGAUGGGAUUUGUAGGAGCAGAUUCAGCUUGGAUAAUCACAGAGAGUAUUGCUAGUUUGCUUGACCCUCAGGGCAACUAUGAUAUGGAUGGUACACUGGGAAUGAAGACUUACUAUGACAGGGAUACUACUCAUACUAGUAGUUAUGCCAGAUUUCAGAAAGAAUUCCAAACAAAGUAUUCAGAAGAAGAUUACUCUAAGCCAGGAAUUUAUGCUCUUCGAGCAUACGAUAUUAUUUCAAUCGUCACACAGGCCAUAAGUAGAAUGCCUAAUACUACUCUUCAAGAGUCAUUAGCUACAAUUUUGAGCAAUUAUUACAAGGGUUUAAGCGGGAAAAUGCAACUCAAAGGAGGUGCGGUACUGCUGGAUUCUCCGAGAUUCAGGAUCAUAAAUAUUGUGGGUGGGAAGACAGAUAACGAAUUAAACUUUUGGAUACCAGACUUUGGAUUUUCAGAAAGCCUUGAAAAAGUAUCAGACAAAUACAGAAGUAAUGAUGGUGUUGGCAAAGUCAUUUGGCCAGGGAAUCCAACACUGCCCUCCAAAGGCUGGGCAAUGCCCACUGAUGAGAAGCCAAUGAAAAUUUUGCUCCCAGCUUACCACGAAAAUUUUGUAAGGCAUAUCCGCGAGGAGAACUCAAAUGAGAUGGGAAAAGAGGGUUUAUGUUUAGGAAAGGGAAAAGACGGUUUAUGCUCAGGAAAGAUAUAUGACGGUUUGAGUAUUGAUCUUUUCUGUUGCGUGCUAUCUAAAUUGAAUUAUUCCUUGCCACAUGAAUUUGACAAGGCCAAUGGCACUUACAAUGAUACGGUAGAACUAGUCUAUAGCAAGACUUACGAUGCUGUGAUUGGCGAUACAACUGUACUUGAGUCGCGAAUUGACAAAGUGGAUUUCACUCAACCAUAUCUGGAGUCUGGUUUGUCAAUGAUAGUUCCAGAUAUACCUGAUGACAGGCAAGGAUGGAUGUUUUUGAAACCUUUCUCAUGGAAAACGUGGGUGGUGACUGGUGGCAUCUUAAUCUAUACGACCUUAGUAGUAUGGUUCCUUGAGGUGCCAACAAAUCCAGACUUCAGUGGCUCAUUUAAGAGUCAGAUUGCCUUUGCAACUUGGUUCACCUUCUCAUCUUUGUUCUUUGCUCACAGAGAAAAAGUCUACAGCAACUUGACUAGAGUAGUUUUUGUAGUGUGGCUGUUUGUUGUAUUGAUCUUAAGCUCAAGCUACACAGCUAAUCUGUCUUCAAUGCUUACCAUCCAACGACUGAGCCCGAAUGUAACUGACAUUGAAAUGUUGAGGAACACCAACUCAUUAGUUGGUUGCGAUAGCGAUUCAUUUGUAGGGAAUUACCUAGUGAAUGUUCUUAAUUUCAAUCAAGAGACUGUCAAGCUAAUAGAUAGCAGCUACGAACCGGCAGAAAUCAGAAGUAAAAAAUUAUCUGCUGUAUUUCUUGAAUUGCCGUAUGGGCAAGUAUUUAUGGACAAGAAUAAGGGCUUUACUCUCACCAAAGCCACCUACAGUUUUGGAGGCUUUAGCUUUGUAUUUCAGAAAGGCUCUCCAAUAGCUAGGGAUUUCUCUAAGGUCAUUCUAGAUCUACUGGAGAAUGGGGAAAUGAGAAAACUUCAAGAUCACUGGUUGACUCCGAAGAAACGUUCAACCAAUACAACUUCCGAUACAACCAAUACAACUUCCGAUAUGCCAGAAAGCUUGCGCCUCAAGAGCUUUUGGGGUCUCUUUGUAAUAUCCGGGGCUACUUCCACCUUCUGUUGUAUAAUAUCUCUUACUAUCUGGCUAAAGAAGUUAUAUCGUGGGAUUCGUGGCAAUGUUUAAAACUUAACAAGCUUUGUAUUAGACAAGAAUAAUUUAGGUAAGUUUCUUAUUAAGAACAUGCCAGAUUUAGCCAUGUGACUGUUAAGGAGUAAGACAUCAUCUAUUGUAUCAUUACUAAUUUCUCGGGCAAUAUGUAUGGUAACUUGUAAGUGCUUCUCUGUUUGGUUGUAAUGAUUUGCAUUUCAGUUUGUAAGAUAACUAUAUGCGUUUCAAACUUUGAA
Messenger RNA from Rosa rugosa (rugosa rose), 3017 nucleotides. Its product is annotated as glutamate receptor 2.7-like. The transcript is spliced from 5 exons. Gene Ontology annotation, cellular component: plasma membrane. Gene Ontology annotation, molecular function: signaling receptor activity; ligand-gated monoatomic ion channel activity. NCBI's taxonomy places the organism in Eukaryota, Viridiplantae, Streptophyta, Magnoliopsida, Rosales, Rosaceae. The coding region runs from base 196 to 2796 and encodes 866 amino acids. The record is from RefSeq and is a predicted model, not a curated record.